CAUCCUGUUUCACCAUGAACAUGAGGACGACUCAUGCCUCGUUCUCCACGGCAAUCGACUCCGCUUGAUCGAACUACAUGCAGAGGACACCACUCUCGAGGUCUUCAGCCCUAAACUCCAACAUCUACAGCCGUGCCGACUCGGGCCUGGCCGUGGCUCGUUGCAGUCUCAUGCUUGUAGACCGCAUAAUCCACGUCCGCGGGGAAAAGAGGAUAGUAAAGGCAGCACCGGAAGAAGCACAACCGCGGGAUACUGUUAACCUCCUUGUUGUUAAAGAAGGCUACCACCAAGGCAGCUGGCAGUAUGUCGUCCUCUGUAGUUGCUGAUGAAGAUCAGCUCCACGAAAAGGGUAGAGAGCAUGCUGAAGCCAUCCAGGAACGAGCAUCAAAGCGUGGCAACCAACAGGCUGCCGCUGCUGCUGCUGCUGCUGCUGCUGCGGGGAAGGGGAGGCGCAAGGGGGCGGACGCAGCUCUCUCCAACCCUCUAGCAUUGGCUCACGAUGGCGGGACGAGAAGCGGGGCUACCCCAGAGGCUUCGCGCGAGGAGCAGGCUUCGGAGGAGCGUCGCUCUAGCGCGCUGGAGUUGACCCAGAAAGACCACAUGUUGAUGGAGCGAGUACGGGUCAUGCUGGGGGCGAGCGCUGCAGACCAGGCAGCAGCUAAGGAGGCGGUGGUCAACGCGGCGAACACUCGCGCGCUCCGUGCCUCGCUCCAAGCGCUGAAGUGGCACAGCAACAGCUCGAUAGGGUGGACCGCGUACACGACAGCGCUCGCCACAGCAGCGGGAGCGGGGGAGCACACGUGUCCUGACCCCAACCUGUGCCACCCUGGCAACCGGUGCAAGCCCGCUGAGCCUGGUGGAGUGAGCUUUGCCGAGCGAGCCAAGAGUCUCGGCAUUCGGUACGAGACUUUCGGCGACGCACGUUUCCGGAUGCACAACACGAACCACGACAUCGCCCCCAGGGACGCUGUGAGUGACGGGUGCUACGUGUAUAACGAGCGCAAGACACGGAGUGACGUGACGAAUCCCGAGGUAAUGGCUCUCGCCAAGGCUUUUUGGCACUCCGACGACGUUUCCCGUGCAACAGGAAAUUCAGGCAAGUUGCUGCGUCGCGCACGAGUUUCUGCUAGGCUACGCCGCGGAGGCGGACAAGGCGCGUGAAGGCCACUUCACAACCUGGUCCCCUUACCGGAUCAAGAGCUUCGAAGUCAGGAAGUUUGGCCCCAAGGAAUUCCUCGCCCACCGAUAGAUCUGACGGGGAUCCCUGGAAGUUCCAAGCUAUACUUUUUCACGGGAACAGAGGAGGAGCAGGAGGAUGUGCAGGAUACCUGUAGUCUUGUGUGGGCUACAAGUGUGGGGGUGCAGACAGACGAUUCUGGGGUGGAAGCGGCCGGAGGUAAGGUGUUGACGGCUAGGAAGUGGGUGGUAGACGAGUCCAGGGCGAGGAAAUGGACCGCCCCCAAGAACUUCACCAGAUCUUGGA
Ectocarpus sp. CCAP 1310/34 is the source of this 1483-nucleotide messenger RNA. The record is from the annotation of a GenBank genome assembly. NCBI's taxonomy places the organism in Eukaryota, Phaeophyceae, Ectocarpales, Ectocarpaceae.